This is a messenger RNA of Mastomys coucha (southern multimammate mouse), 5759 nucleotides long. RefSeq names its product ETAA1 activator of ATR kinase (gene Etaa1). The transcript is spliced from 6 exons. NCBI's taxonomy places the organism in Eukaryota, Metazoa, Chordata, Mammalia, Rodentia, Muridae. The record is from RefSeq and is a predicted model, not a curated record. Bases 87 to 2744 code for a protein of 885 amino acids.
GCGCCGGACUUGCAAAGAUGGCGGUGGCCGUUGGCGCGCGGGCUCUCAGCUGAGCCGUUGCCCAGCUCCUCUGUAGCAAAAUGUGAAUGCAGCUGAAGGACGGUGCCGCGGGAAUGAGUCGGCGAAGGAAGCAUGCGGACAGCCCUGCACGGAGGAGCACGCCGCGCAGGGCGGCUGCCGAGAAGGGCUGCCCGGCGGCGGAGCCGUGGCCGCGGGGGCAAAGGGCAGCCCGCAACUCCCAGCUCAGCCGGGCGGGAACACGGUCCGCGCGGCGGGAGCAGCGACAGGCGCAGCGGCGGGCAGUGGCUUACGGCGGCGGGCGCAGUCCCGGAGAAAAGGAGACACCAACACAAGUUGUGAAAAUGGAUUUAUUAUCCUGUACCUUCAGUUCUCCAAAUGAUCCAGAUGGGCAGACUGAUAUCUUCUGGGAUCAAAAUUCUCCAAUGACAAAACAGUUAGGUAAAGGAAGAAAAAAGCAGAUUUCCAGCGCAUACAGUGAUGAGAUUUCACAUAUUGUUAAUCGUAUUGCUCCUCAGGAUGAAAAACCAGUGACAAACUCCAUGCUGGGUGUAUGGAUUGGCGAAACUGCUAUUCCUUGUACUCCUGGUGUAGCAAAAGAAAAAUCAAGAGUGAAAAUCAGCUGCACAAAAUUAAAAACAAAAAAUCGAGAAAAAGAACUUAUGAAAUUGGCCCAACAGUUUGAUAGAAAUAUGGAAGAACUUGAUGUGAUCCAAGAGCAAGAUGUAAAGAAUCAGGAUUUUAUUCAGCCAACUUCAGAAAUGGGACAUUUAGAUAACCAUAAAGAUUCUGUACAGAUGGCAUCAGAUGAUGUAGUUCCUGAAAUAAGUUGUACUCCAAUAAAGAGGCAAAUGAAAGGAGACACUAGAAUGUCCCCGGCAAAGGGGCAAGACAAUAGUCAGAAACCCUUUGACCAAAAUGUUGAAGCAGCCUUUAAUGCUCUUUUUGAUGGUUCCAUUCAGAUGUGUAGUGGCCAGCUAAGCCAAGAUCUGUCAGAUGCUUCUCUGAACAAUAGUAAAACUUCCUUUAGAAAGAAAAAUGCCUUACUACAAGAGGAAAUAAUUAGGACUGAAACUCUGCUCACUGAAAACCUGCCAAAUACAACUCCAGUAUCACCUUCCCCUCAAGAAGAUACUACCGUAGUACUAAAAUCAUGUGUGACUCCCUGUCCUCAGACACCAGCAGCAUCUAAUAAGCAACUUGAUGAAUUAACUGCUAAUGAUUUUGAGGAUGACUGGGAAAGCUUACUAAGCAGUGAACCCUUCCUUAUGGAAAAUGCUGAAAUACUUGAACUCUUUCCUUCUACAACUGCCCAAGAUACUGGUCAGAAGGCAAUUUCUACCUCAGUUGGUGAAAAUGAUACAAUCACGUCAAGAGCAAAUAUGAAUCUAGGUGGAAGGUUAAGAAAUUCAAAAAUAACACUGGAUCUUCCUUCAAAGACACGAAACAGAGAGCUAAGAAAUGCUGGGGAAUGUAGGUUUUCACCACAACUGGGUGAUGGGUCAAGGAAGUUACCAUUCACUGGAAAUAAAGUGAAAUUUGAGAAAUCUGUCACUAACAUUGUUAGUAAAGAUGAAGAUUAUGUUGCUGUCUCUAAUCUUAAAAAAGUGAAAGAAGAUAGUCGUAGUAAGUGUAUACUUAAUACACAUUCCUCUAACAAGUCUGGUUCAUAUACAAGGUAUCCUAAUGAACAAAAUUAUGAGCUUGGUGUUAAGCCUUUGCAAGUACCUACUACUGACCCAUUUGAUUCUGGGUUCUUGGGCAAAGAAAACAUUGUGUGUAACACAAAUCAGUCUCAUGGAUCAAAGUUCAAUUCUUUCUUUGACGACUGGAACGAUCCGCUGUUGGCCAGUGAAAUGAUUAAAGCAUGUCAUCAAUUAGAGACUACCUGGGAAGCAGAUGAUGUAGAUGAUGAUUUGUUAUAUCAGGCUUGUGACGACAUUGAAAGACUAACUCAGCAAGAAAACAAGGGCAGCAAGGAGUUAGAAAGUGUAAAUAGUACUUCCAAACGUGGAUCCAGAAAUAUUUGUACUGCAUCUAUACAAGGAAGUCAGUUGGUGCCAUCUAAACAUUGGAAUUUUGUCAGCUCUGCAGCGCCAUUGUCUUUAGCAAAUAAAUCACAGAUGAAUAAACCAUUGACAGUAGAGAAAAGAGACACAUAUGGCGAUUGUCCCAAUAUUUUGGAUGCUACAAAUUCAUCUGUGUACUCUAUGAGUUCAAAUAAUAAUAAUCAUACACCAGUACAAGUGAAUAGCUCAAAAUUUGUUCUUGGAGGAAGUUCAAAUUUGAAUGUAAAUUUGGGUCCUGUGAGCACAAAAAUUGCUACUAAUAUAAAGUUGAGUACUCAGCAGCUAUCCCACAACAGCUUAGCAGAUAAAGCUCAGAAUGACAACAAAAUACUGAAGUUAUCAAAAUUCACAUUUAAGAAGAAAAAUCCUCAGUUUCUUUCUCAGUUAAAUCAAAAUCAUCUAGCAGGAAAUAUGCCUGUUAGCAAAGUCUCAGAGGAUUUAGGAAAAAGGAAAACAGUCAAUUCAUUGCUUGAAGCUAAUCAUCAGCAAUCUUCAAUAAAAUAUUCUGAGUCUUUGAAACCAUCUUCCCCUGAUGAAGAAGAGAGAAAUAGGAAGUAUUCUCCUGAAGAAAUUCAACAAAAGAGACAGGAAGCACUGGUUCGAAGAAAGGCCAAAGCAUUGCAUACCUUGCAGUCACCUCCCAUUUCACUGCCUUGAUGAAAGUCAAGUUAGACGGUUUCACAACUAUUGAUAACUAUCUGUGAUAGGACUUGUGUUCUGGUUUCUCUGUGAGAAAUUUAAUGCUGACUUAUAAAGCUUGAGCUUAUACUUUAUUAUUUAAUAAAUCAGUGUUUACAGUGGUAAAUGAAAUUUUCUCAGAUGUAUGUGAAUUUUGUAUAUAAGUUUUUGAAAAGUUAGCAGUUAUGUAUAUACAGAGGAAAGUACUUGUCUUUAUUAUGGUAGCAGAUAAGCAUCAAAAAUAGCUGUAAAGCUUGUAUAGAAGGCUUUCUCUAGCACAAAGAUUAAAAUUGCUAAGUAAACAACAACUUGGUUUUGUAGUGUCAUUUUCAGUUAAGGUUUUUUUAUACCUUGUCAGUUUUUAACUAGUAUCCACAUAGUCUUACUGGUCUUGCUGAAAAGUAGAGAAUUUCUGUUUAUUUUUAAGAAGUAGCUAAUUUUCUUAUUUCUAAAAUGUGAUUCAAUUUGAAGACAUUUCACUGUUAGGAAAACCAUAGAUUAGGCAUUAAGUCUAGUUUAGCAAAAAGAAAAAAAACUUUAUUAUGUAAGUAAUAAACUAUCAUUGACAUUUAGAACUGGCAGAAACAUAAUCGUCUGAUCUAGCUUCUUUAUCAUAUAGGUUAGACAGAACAAUUCAAGUUGUUCUUUUUCUUUGUGUACAUAUAUGUUUGAGUCAGGGUCUUGCUAUGUAGCCCGGACUGGCCUUCAACUCUCUGUCACCCAGACGUCCCCAGACUAUCAGUGAUCCUCUUGCCUCAGCCUCCCUAGUGCUCUUAAGUACAGAUGUAUGCCACCAUGCCCAACUUACGAUGUUACUUUCAAAGUCGCAGGCAAGUUAAACCUGUCCUUAUGUGAGAAUAGUUUUUCUGAACAUCUAAACAGUUGCAUGAUUUGCUUCAAUCUAUUAGUACUUAAAAUAGUUGAAAGGAGCAUAAACACUUAAAUAUAAUCUGAAGUAUAUUAAAGACUGCUUAUUAACAGUACUAACAUAUAUUCUUUAUUUUAAAGAAUUAACUAAUCUUUCCAGGAUUCAAAAUUAGACUUUCUAUUCUCAGUAUUCUUAUUACUGUAAUUUCCCUUCUAAUUAAUUAUUGAACUUCAGUGUUUUUCCCUCUGCCAUCCUCCCCACUCCCCUUUAGGCUUUUAAAUAAUGAGCCAGUAAUAAACACCUUAACUAAAGGAGGGGGGAACAUGUGUCAGUAAGGAUGCUAGUAGUUUUUUAAGAGAUAUGAAGAAAAUUAUAGAUAUUAAACAUUCAUCUUGGUCUGGUGUUCAUACUGUUCAGGUGUCUUAGAGCUUUGACAAUCUAAUAGUUAUGUAUCAUUUUUCAAAUGUUAUUUUUAUAUGUACAGUAAAACAGAUUUUAGUUCUCUGUUUUUUCAAAGAGUAUAUUAUAAAGACCUAAAUAAAUGUUGUAAGUUAUUAUGUAAGAGAGUGAAGAGACCAGAUUCCUUUUCUAGUGAGUCUGAAUUCAAUCUGUUCUAAGUCUCUCCUUGCUCAAGUUCUCCUAUCUCUUGUUUUCCAUAGAAUUCUUUUAAGACAUUCUGACCAUCCUUUUACACUUGGCCUGGUGAAUCUGUUUCUUUGGAAUUUAUUUAUACCUGACCAUCCUCACUAAAAUUGUUAUUUUCUAAGUGACUUCUGUUAUCUUUCAAAGGAAACAUAAAAACAAUUCUGGAUAGUCAAGGUGUGCUGGUCCAGCAGGCUACCUCUCUGCCUUUCAUACCACUCUACUAUCCUCAUUCUUUAAGUGUCUUUGGAAAGGCUAGUAUGCAAAAGACCACCUAGUUUGCAUAAAUUGGCACUUUUCCAGUCUCCCAGGGAUGUUGUAUACUGGGUUGGCUUGCUGCUGCUUCUAUUCUAAUGCUAAUAUUGAGCCCCCAGGAAAUGGUUUGUCCCAGAGAGGAAAUAAUCUGUAUGUAGACCCAACUGAUACUGUGACCUUGCCCUCAAGUUAUUUUUGAUUUGUAAAUAAGAUGACAACAGCCAAUAGCUGAGCUUGGAAUUGGAGAAGAACCACAAAGGGGAGAAGGUGAAGGAGGAAGGUGAAGAUACCAUGGGUUAGGGGAGUUCAUGAAAACAUGGCCCUGAGGGCUGGUCAAUUUGAGUAAAGAGUAGCCCAGAUGAAACAGUACAUAAUAAUUCAGGGUUAUUGAUAGGAAAUUCUAAUAGCAAAAGAGAGGGUAGAUAAUCUGCCUAGCUAUUGUGCUCUUUAAGGCUUAUUGUAAAUAAUUGUGUGUCUUUUAUCUGAGAACUGAAUGAACAAGGUGGGUGGAAACUCCAGGUUGGGAUUAAAUAAAUUCUGCAACAGUGUCUUCAAAAGCCAGAGGAACAGCUGGUAGGCCUGGCAUCAGUAGUGUUUCAAGCUCUUUUGACUGUUUUUGUUUCACGGAAAGUUUAAUUCAGCAAGAUCGUUUUAGAAAAGAGUCCCCAUACCUGACCAUGCCCCCAACCGCCUUUUUUCUGGACUCCUUAGACCUCUUGGAGACUAAGCCACAGACCAAAGAGCAUACAUGGGCUGGUCUGUGCUGGAGGGGAUCACUUGGUACUGUGGAGGCUUGAUACCCCAGAGAAGGGGGAUUCUAGAGGGGAGAAGUAGGAGUGAGUGGGUCAGUUAUGGGGGAGGAGCAACCUCUUAGAGGCAAAGGGGAAGGGCAUGGGGGUGGAGAGGAGACCAGGAAGGGGAACAACAUUUGAAAUGUAAAUAAAAUAAUAAAUAAAAACAAAUACCUUUCUGCCUCUGCUUACUACUGCUCUGUGAUGGCUACUAAUUAUAUUUUGAAUGAUUUUAACUCAGAUUCUACUUGUGGAAUUUUUCUUGUUCCACUUAAAUCAUUGUGAUUAUUCAUUGAGCUUUAGAGUUAGAAAAUGUUUCUGGGAACAGUUUACAUUUUAUUUAACACAUAGUUGGUUGAAGUGUUAAACUGAAUUUAAAUUGAUCAAAUUUGAUGUUCAGCUUUUACCAUUGUGAUAAUAAACUUGGGAUUCACAAAA